Messenger RNA from Anopheles stephensi (Asian malaria mosquito), 1682 nucleotides. RefSeq lists its product as uncharacterized. The transcript is spliced from 3 exons. NCBI's taxonomy places the organism in Eukaryota, Metazoa, Arthropoda, Insecta, Diptera, Culicidae. The coding region runs from base 195 to 761 and encodes 188 amino acids. The record is from RefSeq and is a predicted model, not a curated record.
AUUGAUUUAUUUUUUAAUACCACAUAACAGUGGAUUUUUGCUGCUACAGAUUUUUUUUGUACUUUGAAGAGUCGCUAGUUCUAAUUUUCAUAACUUAUCUAAUAGUUCAAAAUUUAUCGGAAGUGAUAUUAUUUUCCACUCAGGAAAAUACUCCAACGGUAACCGUGUGCAGUAGUCCAUAACACGAACAAACUAUGGCUAACGACGGUGUCAACUUGUACGAUUUGCGGCUCAAACUUUUCGGCCCAACGUUGGACGAUUCCGUCCUCUACGGGAUUGAUCGCAUGAUUGACUAUUUUGUGAGCCAAAAAGAAAACAAAGCACCCGAGCGAAAAGAAAGCUUCUAUCGGUCUUGUGAAGCGUUACCGGUGCUCGAAGAAAUGGCGCCGAUCGGCCAACACUUGCCACCGAAGCUUUCCGCCGACGAGAUGGAUAUUAUCAUCGACGCAAUUGUUCAGUCUCGCCGAAACAGUCAAAAGUCCGCGCGAAAAGUGAGAACCACCCCGAGCCGGCAGACCGGACCAUUCCCUCGGCUCCGUCAAACUCGGUGGGCCAUCGCGCGUAUCAACGAGUUUGAUGAUGGUGGCAAAACGUACGAAAUCAUGAAGCCACUAGACGGGACAGCCCUUCUACCGACGGUGUCGCAGGAUACGGAAAUUGUUUUCGCCGUGCUGCAGAACGGGAACACACUCUCGUACCGGAUCCAGCAGCAGCAGCAGCAGCAGCAGCAGCAGCUAAAUCCACCGGCCGAAGCUCACUGAUACCGCUGAUUCUCAAUUUAAGAUUUUUGCGCUGGGCGACGGAUGGAAGCGACGAGAAAUGGAAAAUCAGGCCGUUCCUCACGAUCAAGUCGUCCCACAGCAAAUGGGAUGAACAUGAUAACAACAUUCAAAAGUCAGUCGUGCGCAAUAGACAAGCAGACAGCGAAAUGGCGAGUCGGGCGAAGCGAGUCCUGUCCGUUCCACUGUUGUCCAACACUUACUACUUACUGCCGUAAGGAUACUCGAAGAAAAACGCAAGCAAAAUCCAAAAUUUAAUCUUUCAAAGUGAUAACCUACCCUACGCGAGGCAUCAAGUCUUGGCUACAAGUUUCGGUGCGCUGUGCAGCACAAUUUUAUGGUUCAUAAAGCAAGCAGCUCCAGUGCAUUUCUACACGUUUCGCAGACAUGAAGAUGUCUGAUGUGUGAUAUUUACUUGACGCUGGAUGCAGUCAGAUGCCAUUCACUUGAUAGACAUAUUGACAGCAAAAAAACGGGCGCCCGGAGACGAAACUCUGGGACUCAAUUCAGUCUAUUCCAUUCGACAGAUGGUUCCCAAUUGAUAGGACUUUGCAUGCUCAGCAAUAUUAAGGAUAAAUAUGUCUACCAUUAGAAUGCAGUUUAGUGUUGAGAUGUCUGGAUAUAAUUCUGCAUAUCAUAAGCACCUGAGGUCUAGCAGUCUUCAAAGUAGAAGGAAAGUCUUCGUGAGCUAGUUCACAGAGAAUCCGCGUGAAUUCCUAGCAUAGAAUCCACUCAAACUGAGCUCUCUCGAGUUGACACUUGAAGUCACACACACUAUUGUGUUUCAGUUCGUAGAAUUAUGAUAAUCAAUUCUUAGACAUGUGAAACCAUUUAACUGCUUCCUAUCAUGCUACUCGGAAAAUCAAACUACAAAAAUUAAUAUAUCGUUCCAGUGAAUGGCUA